CUCUCCUACCAGGCUGUGUGUGAGAGAACGGGUGUCACAGAAACAAAGUCACAGCCAGGUCUUUAUGAUGAAGACCUGCGUCCUUUUGUUGCUGGUGCUGGGGUGCGUCUACGGUGCCCCGGUGGACCAUGGGCUGCAGGCGGGCUCGUGUGAUGACCCAGCAGCGGUGAGCGCUGCUCAUUUGGCUCUCAGCAAGAUCAACCUGGACCGGACAGAGGGCUACGUCUUCUCGCUGCACCGCCUGUCCAACGUCCACUCGGCCAACCAUGAAGACGCAGGCGUGGUUUACUACCUGACUCUGGACGUUGAGGAGACCAACUGCAGCGUGGUCAGCAGGCAGGACUGGAAGGAAUGUGAGGCUCGUUCCAUUGGGGGGAUGCCGGUGUAUGGACAAUGCAAAGCUGCCAUUUUCAUCAGUAAGCCUCACAGAGUGGUCCGUCUCUACAAAUACAGGUGUCUUAUAAGACCAGUUCCUGCUGCUCGGGUCGUACAGAUUUGUCCCGACUGUCCAACUUUUAUCGGCUUUGACAACGAAGAAGUCAAAAAGACCRUAACUCUCUCACUGGAGAAGUUCAACAAAGAGAGCAACUACCCCAACCGCUUUGCUCUGCGUCAGAUCUCCCGCGCUACUGCUGGUAUGGCAAUGAGCAUGKCUUACCACGUGGAGUACAUCAUCCAGGAGACCACCUGUGGCAAAAACACAGAGGAAACAGCAGCUAAUCCGUGUCCCUUAAUGACUUGUGGCUUUGCACACUUGGGCUUCUGUAAGGCAUCCCACUACCAUGUUCCUGAUGGCGAGCCGAUUACCAGCGUGAAAUGUGAGAUUUAUGAACCCGAGGCUUCUGAGAGAGAGAAGGCACUGCACCUGUUGGGUGAUGCAAUUGACCACAGCCACAAUGACUCACACACACACGGUCCUGGUGAAAACCAUGGACAUGGAAACGCCCACGGACACCAUCAUGGCAAAAAUCAUGGACAUGACAAUUGCGGAAGACACGGACAUGACCAUGGAAAUGACCAUGGACAUGGAAAGGACCAUGGAAAGGACCAUGGCAAAGGACAGAAUAAGACAUGCUCAUUAGGCCACACCCAUGGACACAGAUUUGGACACAGUGGACCAGGCCCACACGACCACAUUCACGACCACACCAAGGACCACUCUCAUCAUAAYGAACGCCACCCCGAAGGCAGCAAUCACCACCACACACACGAUCACAAACCAGGCAGUGCCCACAGGCACGCCCAUGACCACUCUCACGACCACGGGCUUGAUUCGACCCACGAUCACGUGCACGCUCAUCAUGCCCAGGCAUCCAAUCACAAAGGCGACUUUCCCAACCAGCACCAUAAUUACACUCAUCCCGAGGGCGUGCACACUCAUGAGCACGAUCACGAGAUUGCUCUGGACCACGAUCACAGGCACGCUCACCUGCAUGAGCACGAGCAUCACCACCAUCACCACACACAUGAGCACGAAAAGGAACACCAUGACGAACCAGAGGGCAUGGUGAAGMUGAUCGGAGCCCUGGGCCAACCGGUUGCCUCGCCUAUCUUCCCAGUCGACCCUCCGCGGCCCACCCUUCUGAUUCUCAGGCCUGACCCCGAGAUACCAGGCGUGUCUGAACCCGGCAUCCUGGGAUUCGAAAGCUUCCCAGACACAGCCUCAGCUAACUGUGCCCCACCAACUGCAGGGCAGAGCCUGGUGUCUAAACUCUUUGCUGAGGAUGACCUGUUUAAGCCUGGCAACAAAUUCUAAACCUCAAACACAGACUUUAAAAAACAAUUUCAGUUUCAUGCAUUUGCAUUUACCACUCUGAUUGUCAGUUUAUUACAGACUAACAGUCGUUCAUCAUCUGUAACUUUUUUGCCUCCUCACAAAUUAAUAAAUAUUAUAAAAAUCMUCUUUU
Messenger RNA from Austrofundulus limnaeus, 1907 nucleotides. RefSeq names its product fetuin B (gene fetub). NCBI's taxonomy places the organism in Eukaryota, Metazoa, Chordata, Actinopteri, Cyprinodontiformes, Rivulidae. The transcript has 7 exons. The record is from RefSeq and is a predicted model, not a curated record. Gene Ontology annotation, biological process: negative regulation of endopeptidase activity. Gene Ontology annotation, molecular function: cysteine-type endopeptidase inhibitor activity. Gene Ontology annotation, cellular component: extracellular region. The coding region runs from base 65 to 1756 and encodes 563 amino acids.